Molecule: messenger RNA, 594 nt
Organism: Elaeis guineensis (African oil palm)
Lineage: Eukaryota; Viridiplantae; Streptophyta; Magnoliopsida; Arecales; Arecaceae
Source: RefSeq, a predicted model, not a curated record
AUGAUCAGGGACUUGAGAAUACAAAGAAAUUCAAGGCCAUCUGGUGCAUUGUUGCUGCCCCCCGGGUCAAACUCUUCUGGUGGAAAGUCAUAUGGGGGGGCCUUGCCAUGCAAAGCUACUCUUUACCAUAGAGGAAUCAUUCCCUCUGAUCAAGCAAACUACGAUGUAUGCAGCGUCGAGGAAGACAUCAACCACAUUUUAUUUUUCUGCCCGAUGGCCAAGCAAGCAUGGGAUCUACUAGCAGCUAACCUCAGCCUAAGUCAGCCUUUGAACCCCAUUGAAGAUGUUCUGCAGUUUCUGUUUACAUCACACAACACUUUGCACCGGACCUUAGUGGCAUAUUGCGGGUGGUAUAUUUGGUUUGCUCGCAAUUUCUGCCCUCAUAACCAGCAAUCCAUCAAUGCCAAUGCAGUUAUUGGUUCUUCCCUCCGGCUGGCUACUGAAUUCCACAACACCUUCUCCCAUGACGUGCCCUGGGACAUCAGCAGCUCCAGCAGCUCCUCUAUUCAGCCACCAAUAUUGGUGUCUUGGUUGCCCCCGCCCCACGGAUGGAUGAAGGUGAAUUUCGAUGGGUCUGUUAGGAAUGGAAGCUAA